UUCUAAAGACCUCGUUUUUUUUCUCUCCUAUUCUUCUUCAUUCUUUUAGUCAAUUUUUUCCGUGAAGAACUAACUGUGAAGAAGUUACAUAGAAAAUUACCAACGUCAAAGUGAAAUCAAGGAAAGAGAGAGAGAGAGAGAGAGAGAGAGAGAUCUAUCAAAAUCAUUGAUUCAAUCAAUUCGUUAAUUCAAUUGGUUCAUCAAAUUGAGAAAUACCCAUUUGCUAAAAAGAUCAAAGCUUUCUUCUUUGAUUGAUUUGAUCUUUUUAUUCAUAGAUCUACUGAGUUGGGUUCUAUCACUCUUGCAGUUUACCAGUCUUUUCAGUUUUUGAAGUAAAGGUGUUUACGUAAAGUGUGUGAAGGGUUUGCUUUUGAACACUAAAUGAUGUGGAUUGUGUAACGAAAGCUGAGGGCUGAGCUUUGAGUUGUUUGAAAGUAUCAAUAAGAAAUGGCUCCAGCAACCAAGGCAGAGAAGAAAGCAGCUGAUGUAGCCGCUUGGAUGUUCAAUGUUGUCACAUCAGUAGGAAUUAUAAUGGUCAAUAAAGCUCUCAUGGCUACACAUGGCUUUAGUUUUGCUACUACAUUGACGGGUUUGCAUUUCACAUUUACAACUGUAAUGACACUUGUUCUUAAAUGGCUUGGGUUUAUACAACCCUCUCAUCUGCCAUUGCCGGACUUACUGAGAUUUGUUAUAUUUGCUAACUUUUCCAUCGUCGGCAUGAACGUUAGUCUUAUGUGGAACUCAGUGGGAUUUUAUCAGAUCGCAAAGUUGAGUAUGAUCCCUGUAUCCUGUCUGUUGGAGAUUUUGCUCGAUAAAGUUCGAUACUCCAGAGACACAAAGCUCAGCAUAGGGCUUGUUCUUGUAGGUGUCGGUGUAUGCACAGUUACUGAUGUUAGUGUAAAUACUAAAGGUUUUAUCGCUGCUUUUAUUGCCGUGUGGAGCACUUCUUUGCAGCAAUAUUAUGUACAUCAUCUCCAAAAGAAGUAUUCACUCAGUUCCUUCAAUCUCCUUGGUCAUACUGCACCUGUACAAGCUGGAUCUCUGCUUAUAUUGGGCCCUUUUAUUGAUUAUUGGUUAACCAGCAAGCGAAUUCAUGCGUACAACUAUACUUUACUGGCUUUGAUCUUUAUAACCCUUUCAUGUACGAUUGCUAUUGGGACAAACCUGAGCCAGUUUAUCUGCAUCGGAAGAUUCACAGCCGUAUCAUUCCAAGUACUUGGCCAUAUGAAGACCAUCCUAGUUUUAAUUCUCGGCUUUAUCUUCUUCGGGAAAGAAGGGUUGAAUUCGCAGGUGGUGCUCGGCAUGAUAAUUGCUGUAGCGGGAAUGAUAUGGUACGGAAACGCCUCCUCAAAACCUGGUGGAAAAGAACGUAGGAGCGCUUCCUUACCUAAGCAACAAAAGAACGUAACCGAUUCUUCCGAACUUGAUUCAAAGGUCUAACCAUAUUUUUCACUUUUUUCCACACUCAUAGAGAUGUAGAUUUGAGUAGACUAUGUUACGUGAUUAGAUUUGAAUUAGAGUAUCAGAUUAUCCAGAACAGAUUUAUUGAUUAUUGUCAUUAUUUAUAA
Molecule: messenger RNA, 1568 nt
Organism: Amaranthus tricolor (Joseph's coat)
Lineage: Eukaryota; Viridiplantae; Streptophyta; Magnoliopsida; Caryophyllales; Amaranthaceae
Product: UDP-rhamnose/UDP-galactose transporter 6-like
Exons: 6
Coding region: 448-1440 (330 amino acids)
Cellular component (GO): Golgi apparatus
Molecular function (GO): UDP-galactose transmembrane transporter activity; antiporter activity
Source: RefSeq, a predicted model, not a curated record